Coccidioides posadasii C735 delta SOWgp is the source of this 2431-nucleotide messenger RNA. The record is from RefSeq and is a predicted model, not a curated record. NCBI's taxonomy places the organism in Eukaryota, Fungi, Ascomycota, Eurotiomycetes, Onygenales, Onygenaceae.
AUGUCGUCCCCAGCGACGACCGCAGCCGCCCUCUGUACCGAAUCACGUAAAUCCCACGUGGCCCCGGAGGCGGACUAUCUGAGCGCCGACGCCACUAGUAGCGCUUCUCCAGAGCAACGAAGCGUUGUCAACCACAGGGCUGAGCCCUAUUCCUCCGCAAGUCCUCCUGAAACCCCGCGCUUGGAAGACCUCCAGCUCCGCGAUAGGUCUCUCACCCCAGGAAAGUCGCGCAAACGCCAAUUGCCCCAGGAAUCAGCUGCUGCUGCCAGCGCUCCCAUUCGUCCACGGCCGCAGCCCAAUGUCUUCACUCCAAAUUAUGAUGAUGGAACCCACAGGGUCUUUGCUGGUGCCAGGAAGCACACAGCUUAUGACUUUGACUCACCUGUUGCCUCAAUGUCAGUGUUGGAGAAGAGAUCAAAGCCCACAAAUGAGAUACCUGUCAACAAAUUGACCCUGCAGCCUGAGACCCGUCAGAUCACAGAAGAGCAGUUGAUCAAUGAAGUUCGCACCAUCUAUGCUGGCCUUGUCCUUGUGGAAAGAAAGUGUGUUGAGAUUGACCGCCAACAAGCCAACAAUCCUUCAACCCUGACCAAUGAACAAUGGCAGGCUCUCACAGCCUUGCAUAGGACCCUCCUACACGAGCACCAUGAUUUUUUUUUGGCAUCCCAGCAUCCGUCAGCAAGCCCUGCCCUCCAGAGGUUAGCCAGUCGCUAUGCUAUGCCUGCAAGGAUGUGGAGACAUGCGAUUCAUUCAUUCCUGGAACUUUUGCGCCACAGGCUCCCUGAGGUGCUGGACCACAUGCUUGCCUUCAUAUAUACCGCCUAUUCCAUGAUGGCCCUGCUCCUUGAGAGCGUUCCGAGCUUUGAGGAUACAUGGAUUGAAUGUUUGGGGGAUUUGGCCCGGUAUAAAAUGGCUGUGGAAGAGUCAGAUCUUCGUGACAGGGAGGUCUGGGCUGGGGUGGCAAGGUAUUGGUACAACAAGGCAGCUGACAAGUCUCCCAUGGUUGGGAGAAUUCAGCAUCAUCUUGCUGUUCUUGCCAGACCCAACAUUCUUCUUCAGCUGUUCUUCUACUCCAAAUCCCUCAUUUGCGUCCACCCAUUCCCAAACACCAAGGAUUCUAUCCUUCUUCUUUUCAGCCCCUGUCUGGAACAAAAGGAACCACUUCACCACCCUCCUCUGAUGUUAUCAUUUGUGAGAGCUCACGGAGUCCUUUUCAACAAGCAGUCAAUACUUUCAUUUCUUGAGUACGGGUAUGAAUUCAUAUCCUUCCUGGAAACACAGAUUGGCCGUGUUGGGUCAAAAUGGAGGGAACAGGGAAUCUACUUUGCUUCUGCAAAUUUUGUCUCUCUUUUUGAGUAUGAUCUUGGCUCUUUUAUUGGCAAGGCAUUUGUUGAGACCACCAACUCCCCUGUCAACAUCUCUGAAGUUAAAGACUCCUACUACACCCAGCAUAGUACUCCUGCUUCUAAACUAUCCUUGCACCGUGUGUCUCAUUCUGGUCAUUUCCAAACCUCUGUUGAAGUUAUUUCUUAUGCCUCUUGUUUUGCAUUCCACACUCUUGCAUUGGUGCUAAAACAUAUUGGUGAUAAAAAUGUUCUCCCCCAUGUACAUGUCUCUUUGGCAUUUCUGUGGUCUUUGGCAUUGGUUCCUGAGGCUAUGUCAUAUGCUCAGUCUGAAAUACCAUGGCAGGCAUUGGUGACAUUCCUAAAUACACUAAACACACAGGGCUUGAAUGAAUCUCGUUUGAAGAGUCAAAGUUUUCCCAUGCCAGAAAGUGGAAUGAAGUGCCAUCUUCCAGAAGAUUUCUCUAUGCGUGGAUUGAUUUGGAGCCAACUAUAUUAUCCUCCCGGGUUUUUCAAUUUUUCCACCUUGGAAGAUGACGAGGAGCGGUCUUUGGAACCCCCCAGCAUUACAGCACCAAGAACUGAAAGGUGUCUCUGGAUUGGCCAUCGUCUUGCAUCUGUGAGUUGGUAACUAGUAUUCUAAGUAUUCUCACCAUGCUGACUAUUGGUUUUACCUAUUUCCUUAGCUUGAUAUCUGGAUCUCCUUUAAUGAACAACAGAAGAAGUUUAUUGUUAAAGAUUUCGCUCUGGAGCUUGAAAAUUAUGCACAAGGCCCAGCGCUUUUUGAUGAAGCAGGUCGAUCCUUUAGCGAAAGAGAGCGUGUGGAGACGAAAUGUGAAAAGAAGGACAAUGACAUGCACAUGAUGGAUAUAGGGCCUGUACAAAUGGCUGACCAUGAUCCUCGAUCUGUUGACGGCACUUAACACCGGUGGGAUAUUACAGGAUCAAGUCACAAAGCAUACACGAUGACGGUAAAACACAAGACAAGUACACCGCCGACAGCCGGACGAACCUAGUACAAGAGUGCUGGAAGAAAUGCACUACAUGGCUCAUGCAAGCAUCGCAUCGGCUACUUAGUUUCGCUCAAU